AUGCCUGCUUUCAGAUACAACGUCGGCUAUACGGCCAGGGUGAAUCCCACGGGCAUUCCUGCCGGGGACCGUCUCACGAAGACCGAGUUGUGGCAAGGCGUUAAGCGUGGCGCGCGGUUUCCAGGAGACUUUGCCGAACACGUCCAACGAUGCACUGUAUUGUCGGGCUCCGGGGACAACUUUGUUCGAGAAAUUGUCAUUGGCAAGCAUGGUGUACACGCAGCUGAGGGGACAGCGAUGAUCCAGGACGUAGCCCUCGUAGAUGGCCUCUAUUUGCUUGCGACUACUCGCGGUUCCGGCGCCAAAACAACCAUGAUGGUCACUUACGGAUGCGGCGAAGCCGACUUGGACGCCCAAGAAAAUGAUCCGCAUCUCACACUGUUUUACGAGCUAGUUAUGGACGAGAACGAGUCUCCCGCUGCAGGUAGUGAUGAGGCCAAGGGUAUCAUUAGUGGGUAUCGGGAGCUGGCGAAACGUAUUGUCGGUGAAAGCAUCGAUUUGAUUCGGGCAUGGAAGAAAAGCGGUCGGCUGGCUGAACUCGUCGCUCAGGAAACAAGCGAAGUGAAAUUGAACGGGAGCAAAUAG
Ramularia collo-cygni is the source of this 585-nucleotide messenger RNA. RefSeq lists its product as uncharacterized. The record is from RefSeq and is a predicted model, not a curated record. NCBI's taxonomy places the organism in Eukaryota, Fungi, Ascomycota, Dothideomycetes, Mycosphaerellales, Mycosphaerellaceae. The transcript is spliced from 2 exons. Bases 1 to 585 code for a protein of 194 amino acids.